AUGUCGUCCCGACGAACAUCCAUCGACUUACCCAGCAUCGAAGAGGGACGAGAACCUCGAGCUCGAGCUCGAGGGCAACCUGGGCGGCCGCACGUCGUAUCACAAGACAACCGUCCAUCCUCGAGCCAGCCAAGGGGUGCUCACAACGACUAUGCCAAGCCUGCAGUCGAUGAACCCCGACCUGAGGCUCACAAUAUUGCUGGCGACGCAGCGGUCACUCCCGAAGAGCCGCCCUUCGCACGCGACCGAAGGGCGAAGUCCACACGAGACGAACUGGGGACAUCCAACGUCAGAGGCUGGGACUACGUGUACAGGCGGCUGCAGAUAUAUGAUCAGGAGAUGAUUAAGGGCUACUCUGAGGAUAUUGAUAAUCUCCGAUGCGCCUGGACCUCGCGUGCGCACCCGUUCUGCUAUUGA
Molecule: messenger RNA, 417 nt
Organism: Punctularia strigosozonata HHB-11173 SS5
Lineage: Eukaryota; Fungi; Basidiomycota; Agaricomycetes; Corticiales; Punctulariaceae
Exons: 3
Coding region: 1-417 (138 amino acids)
Source: RefSeq, a predicted model, not a curated record